Molecule: messenger RNA, 7505 nt
Organism: Sciurus carolinensis (gray squirrel)
Lineage: Eukaryota; Metazoa; Chordata; Mammalia; Rodentia; Sciuridae
Gene: Stum
Product: stum, mechanosensory transduction mediator homolog
Exons: 4
Coding region: 160-585 (141 amino acids)
Source: RefSeq, a predicted model, not a curated record
GGGACGCGGGAGGGCGGAAUUCUCCCCGAGUCGCUCGGCACACGGAGCACGCCGGUCGCUGAGCUCGGCACUGAGCCGGGAGCAGGCGGUCGUCGGCUCCUGUGCGCUGGGCGGCAUCCCGGGCAUCGGUAGCCCGGCUCGGGGAAAGCGUGCCUGGCCAUGGAGCCUUCGCACAAAGACGCCGAGACGGCAGCUGCGGCGGCGGCGGUGGCGGCGGCAGACCCCCGGGGGGCGUCCUCUUCCAGCGGGGUGGUGGUUCAGGUCCGCGAGAAGAAGGGCCCCCUGCGCGCCGCCAUCCCCUACAUGCCCUUCCCGGUGGCUGUCAUCUGCCUCUUCCUCAACACUUUCGUGCCAGGACUGGGGACGUUCGUCUCAGCCUUCACUGUGCUGUGUGGGGCCCGCACUGACCUCCCGGACAGGCACGUGUGCUGUGUCUUCUGGCUGAACAUCGCAGCGGCCCUCAUCCAGAUCCUCACGGCCAUCGUCAUGGUGGGCUGGAUCAUGAGCAUCUUCUGGGGCAUGGACAUGGUCAUCCUUGCCAUUUCCCAAGGGUACAAGGAGCAGGGCAUCCCACAGCAGCUGUGAGCCCGCAGGACCCACCAAGGAAGUCCCAGGGGCCCUGCAAGGGCUGCACCAGGCAGCUUGUGGCACAAGGACCUUUACAUGUUCUUUUCUGCUGUUUCCUGGAUUCAGGGUGGAAAAGGGGGUAUUUUUAGAAAUAUUAUUUAUUUUGAAAACGCAUCUGCUUUUCUCAGCAGGCUCUGAGGGCUGCCAGCCCCUCCUCCUGCCCGGGAAAGCAUGGUAGGCUCAGGCAUGAGGAGCACUGGGGAGUGGGGCAGAGAUGGGCAGUCGACAGAGAGGCUGGAAUGCUUCUGCAGCCUCACCUUCACCUGACGGCACCUACUGCCCACUGCAAGGGUAUCCCAGAGCUGCGGCGUUGGGAUGCAGUGGUCCCUGUCCAGGUGAUCCGGGGCUUGCUGAGGGGACAGGACUGUGGAGGGCACUUCCUCUGGGUUCCCACUCCUGCCUCAAAUACCUGGUGACCCUAGUGUUUACUCUGAGGUCUUCUGGGGGCAGCACCAGAGUGCAGUUGAGGAUGACCAGUUGCCAGUCCGCAUGGAAAGGUCCACUGUGCUCACAGCUGGCAUUGGGGAGAGCAUGGGUCCCCACAGGUCUGACCGCACACUCAGCCUUCUUGCCACUGAUAUCUAACAGCAAGGUGUGUUUGGACCAGUAUUUCCCUGGGUGGGAGGACAAGUGGCUCUGUCCCUGGGGUGAAAUUGCUGGAAUUGCCAGAUGUUCAUACACCAAAGUACCAGGCUGAGGUGUGAGUGGGCAUGGACUGGCCACUUUCCUUUUUAUGCUUAAUACCAUUUCUGGUCCACAGUCCUUUAUCUGAAAUCCUUGGAACCAGAUGUGUCUCUGAAUUAGGAAAUUUUGGAUUUGAGAAAGAUGGUAUGAUCUAUUUUCUGCAUAUUUCCUAACACCCUGGCAGAGUCUGGAACAGCCCACCCACCAUCAAGCACAUGAGUAUUUCUGCAGAGAAACAUGUGAAUAGUCAGAUUAAUUGGGAUCAAUAAAAACUGUAAAUAGCCUUGCCUAUUCAGGUCAGAUCUUGCCACUAAGUAAGUCGUGGGAGAAAGCCUAUCACUGGAUGACUCCUGGAGUUUCAGAAUUUCAAAGCAAUUUAAUGAGGUGGUGAACCUCGAUCUGAAGAAUCCUAUUGCAUACAGAUGCAUGGAGGUGAAAUUGUAGGCACUGCAUAGGGACCCUGCAGUUGCACAGGAACCACUGGGCUCCUUUAAGCAGCUUCUCUGAAAGUGAUUGCUGCAGAGUUAGAUUUUAGUGGAGGAAGAAACCAAGAGAAGGCGUGCUGACUGCUGUGGAUCAAGUACUAGUCUGAAAUUGAGAAAGGAGAUCCAGGGGCUGGGGUUGUGGCAAGUGGUAGAGCAUUUGCCUAGUACGAGUGAAGCACUGGGUUCGAGCCUCAGCACCACAUAAAAAUAAAUAAAUAAAUAAAUAAAUAAAUAAAGGUAUUGUGUCCAUCUACAACUAAAAAAAUGUUUAAAAAAGAGAAAAAGGAGAUCCAAAAUUAUAGUGCGAGGAUGGACAUGUACGUGUGUCGAAUUUCUUUCAUUCCCUGACAUAGGAAGUGAUGAUACGUGGGACGGGUCCAAGGGUCAGUUCCAGACCCCACUGGGCUUUGAGUCAUUGGAUGCGUCCCUGUUUAAGGGACUUUUCUUAUCUAUCAGAGGCUCUGUCAAAACCCUGCUGGGGCUGGAGCAGGAACCCGGCUACACUGCAGGAUGCAGGCUCUAGGGAAGCUGUGCCCACUGUGCUGAGGGUCCCAGACCACCUACCCCCACUAGUGGGCUAUCUAGUUACAGUUACAGUGGGGAGCAGACUUUGGGAUUCCCCACAAACUGAACUGUUCUCUGACAUCUGUGAGGAAUGGGGCCUGUCCUGCCACUCACUCCUGGCCCCACUCUGGGGCAAGUUCUCUGCUCCUGUCCUGUCUUCCCUGCUGUCUCUUUCAUUGCUGCCUGGGUCUGGGCGGCACUUUUUGAGCACCUGGCAGUGUCUCAAUGUCCUCCUGGGCCCCCGUUUUCCUGACCUCAACCCCAACUUUUAUUGCUUCUUCUCCUAUUUGGACUUUAGGCAUGGGACCAGAUUUGGUUCCACUCAAACAACCAGAGCCUUUCUCUGUGUGAAAAUGGACCCUCCAAACUGCCCACUGCUCUCGAGGAAGGUGCAUCAGAGAACGGGGCCACCCCUAGAACCCGAGAAAACAGUAUCCGCAGAGGAGAUAAUGGGUCCCAGCCACCCCCUUCCAACACUGCCAGCCCACAGCCCUUCACCCCAACAGCCCCCCAAAACUGCUUGACUCCCCCUGAGUGCUGACAAGUCUUGGGAGGGGGCUACCCCCACGAGUGAGAGGGAGGAGCUUAUUUUCCUGGCUUGGGCUGGGGGUGGCUGCUGAGGGAGUAGAGGAGAGGUAGCAAUUUGUGUCGGGUGUUUAGUGACACAAUCCAGACGCAGGUGGGAUUUUCUUGAGUGGCAGGUGUCACCAUGUGUGGGAUGGCUUAAUACAGGGGUUUGUGAGCUUGACAGGCCACCUCCUCCCCACCCGACACCGUCCCCUCAUCUGAGGGCUAUGUCUCUGCAUUUGGGAACACAUCAGGCCAGGAGGAAGCCCCUCCACAGGCAAAGGAUGCGUGGGAGAAGGCAGGGGCCCCCAUCUCCUGAACAGUGAAUCUGUGAGGGUGGCCACGUGGGUGGGAACAGCUCAGAAUAGCGACCUGCUGAAUUAGACCAUGGUCAUAGCAUUAUCAGUAAAUAAGGGCAGCAGUCAGUUUGCUCCAAGUCAUCCAAAAUGACCACUUGGAUGGUCAGAGUUCAUUGCUUAAACAAAAAGGAAAAGUAAGGUCCUAGUGCCAAUGAGUGCUUGACUGACACUCAGCCCGUCGGUGACACGAAGUGGAGUUUUGCCUUGAUGGUAUGGCACAAGGCUGAUGGUUCAGAAGUGGCAGGGCAUGUUUCAGAGUUCAGCAGGAUGCUCUCUGGCUGGAGGUGUCAGGGGCAGGAGUCACAGGCUUGUGGAGAGCAUCGCAGUGAAUGAGACUCUCCCAGACAUAGUUGUGACAUUGAGAUCAGGGUGACCAUUUCCCUUUGGUCAGAGUGGGACCCUGGAGCAAGAGUGAGGCACCUGGCAGCCUGGGUAUGUCCUGUGGACAGUGGUGACUGUCGAGUAGGCCAGGACAGCCAGGACCUCGUGGGAGCAGCAGGAGGCAGAUGGCUCCUGCACUGGCCCCGGCACUCCUGGAGCCUGCUGUGCUGCUGGGCCCUACCCCAGUCCCAGCCCCAGUCUGACAAACUGCUGGUCUUUCCUUGGUCAAGCCUCUUUGAAGGGACAAAAAGAAGGGACAUGCAGCAUAGUUCCCUCCCAGACCUCUGUGUCCAGCUCCAGGGAACAGCCUCAAUGUGUAGGACCCUCACCCAGCAUUUUAUCUCCUGUUAUCCUUCUCAACAGCCUGGGAGGGGAGAUCCUUGUGCUGAGUUUUCAGAUGUUAAACUGAGACUUCAAGAGAGUGAAUUCCAUGUCCCCAGAUACACCUGGUAUGGCAGAGGUGGGGAGUGGCCAGGUCUGGCUGCCUCCACCACCAGAGCCAAAGAACUCCUGACAGCCCUGCCCGGAAGAAGGAAAGGAUUACAGGGGGCCUGGAGAGGGCCCCCUCAGAAGUAUAGGGUGGAACAAACAAACAGUAACCUCCUAGGGAGACCCACAGGGCCCACAGCGCUGUAUUCCCACCUUCCAGGGCAGCCUCAAGCCCACGCUCCCUGCUUACUGAAAAGAUAAGAUGAUGGUGGGAUGAUGGUGGUCAGAGAGAGAGAGAGAGAGAGAGGUAUUGGGAGCUACAUGAUCCUAACCCAAAAGGCCACUCCUUUCUCAUCUUGGGAGUUCUAGUCACUCAGACACAAGAGGGAGAGUCAGGUGAAUUUGGCCUCCUGCAGGAUGCUGUGGGCUGAGGAGCACUGGGGAGGACUCCUGCUCGAGGGAUCUACAGAGCUACAAUCUCCUCUGGAGGGAAAGGGGGCCUAGAUGUCCAAGUCAACCACAUCCCAAACGCCAAACCCAAGGCUGGCACACAGUGGGACUGAAACCCCAGGACCAGGACAAAGGCCCUCCAAAGCCCUGAUGUUCCUGAGGGGGAGGGCGAAGCUCAAUGACAGGGAUCCUUCUGCACCAGCUUGGCUUUUGAAAACACAAACCUAAAGCCCUACUCUAAAACUCUUCCCUUAGCUAACCCUUUCCCUGGGGCGAGUUUGCAGGGGUUCUUCAGUUUGGCCUGGAUGCAGCUCCUCCUGGGCCCCUGGGCCUGAGGGUGGGGAGUUCGGCCUCCUCAGGGUCCCAUCCUGGCUCCCAGGCCCCCCCUCAGGUUUUCACACUCUGGCUACAUUUUUCACUGUAUUAGUGAUGCUGGCAGAGAAAGCUUGGGAUGUUGCAUAAACUGCUUGGAGAUGGAUAAUUUAAAUGUACAUUCUCCACUUACUGCUGGAAGGCUUUAUUUACAAUUAUUAUUACUCCCUCUUGCUGGCACUAUGUGGAGGGCCUUCCUCAGAGGGACUGGAGUAGGGAAGCCUUUGAAAGCACCCCCAGCCCUGCCAGCCAGUUCUCCCAGAGGCCAUGGCCUUGCAAGUGAUUGGGGACCUCAGGCUUGGGGACAGUUUGAAGCCAUUGCUGCUAGAUUGUUGCCCGCCUCCCCACCUCAACAGAAGUGGGCCUGAGGCUGAAGCAACACACCGCCCCUCCCUAGGGCUUAGCAGAAGCCAUUCGCUGACCUCAGGGAGUCCACCACGGAGUACACCAUGGGCCACCUCUGUGCCCUGGGAGCUUGUGCUCAGACAAAAGAUGCCCUUGCCUCCCCAUGCCUGCUAACCCCAGCCUCCACAGGGGACAGCAGGGUGUAGGGGACACCUUCUACAAGGAACAGGCUGCUCCUUCUCCUUCCAGAGUGUUCUAAGUGUAGGCUGUAGGGCAUGAGGAGGUCAUCUUGACCAAGGAAAGUGACAAUACUCCUGGAUCAGCUUGGUUCUAAAAUAAUAAUUUAAUAAAAAGGUCAACCUGAGCAGGUGGGUGAGAGGCUUGGGGCUGUGUUUUUCCUGGGCUUUCUUCCCAUUGAAUUCUUGGAGCUCCUGAAUGUUCACAGGGUCACAGAGGCAGGGGAGUGCUCAUGCUCAGAGCAAAACCCACCCCACAUUUCAGGAGAUGCAGAGACCAGAUGAAUCCCCCCCAGAGUGAUGCCGAAUGCGCCCCACCCUUGGGAGGGGGCUCUGGCCCAAGCACUGCCUGCCCCUCUCCUACAGCCUCAUGCCACAGUCGAACCAUCCAUAGCCUGGGAACCAAGUGGAUUCUGGGCAGCCAUCAUUUUUCCUAUUUCUGUCAAAGCCAAGAGCUCCGAGGGCCCAGUCCCACCAGAGCUCUCGAAAGGCCUGGUCUUCGGACUCAAAGUGCUGGCAGUCCUAGAGUGGAGAGAGCCACACGUGGCAGAACCGAAAUACCAGUCUGAAAUUCCACAGUCCCCUCCCAAUGCUAUCAGAGGGCGGAGAGACCCAACUUUUAUGGGUCCUGAGUUUCUGGUACAAGUCAAAAAGUCUCUUGAUUCAGAUUUAGCUGGGGAACCUGGGUCCCCAAAACCCUCCACAUUCUCCUGUCUGGAUUUGCCAAAAUGACAACCAGUCAGGUUGGUCUGGACUCCAUAGCCCCUACCCACCCUGUUCUGUAUUUUCACAUCAAAAGGGCAGAGGUAUGGACACAUACAUCCACCCACACUCCAGCCCCUAAACUACUGGGUGAAGCAGGGCAGGGUCUGCCUGGGGAUCCAGGAUGGGACUUAUCUCCUCUGGAUCCCACACCCCAUUUCCAGGGUGAUCUCUCCCUGAUGGUACUGUACAUCCUCAGAUACAUACAUUGUUUUCUCUCUCUCCAGGGCCCCUGGCCUGGAGAUCUCUUCUUCUUGGGGUCGGGGGGUUUAGCACCAACAUCCACUCCACCACUCCUGCCUGUGUUUGUCUUUCACAUCCCCCACUUGACCUUCUGAGGGAGGGGUCCAGUGGGCCUGCCCAGAGAAGAAUGUCCUCUUUCUGGUAUUCCUCAGAGGUUGCAGAUAAUUUUCUCUUCUGAGACCCUUCUGUGUUCCUACAACUCACCCACCUGCCAUAGUAUAGGAUCCAGAGAGGAAAGAAGGAGGGAGAAUAUUUCAUGUGGGAGACAGGGUGGUGGGGACUCUGUGGACACCUGUGUGACUGGCCCUGUCAUAGGCUCUUAAGCCAUGCUGUUGAAUCUGGCGCCAUUUUUAAAAACACAUGUAAAAAUAAGACCAAUGCUUCUGUGUGUAUCUGCUGAAUAUACGUAUGGAUGAGUGUUGUGCUGUGAAUUGCAGUAUUUUGAUACCGUGACUCUUUUGUUUGGGUCCCUCUUCUUUCUGUUAAAUUAACUGCUGUACAUUAUCAUCCUCAGACAGUUCACUCUGACCUCUGGAGCUUUCUUAUCCCACUUCAACUCAGACCCAUUGGGAGCCCAAAUCCAGACCCUACCCUAAUCCAGCCAAGGGGGCAUUCCCAGCCCAUUCCAAAGACUGGAACCUUUCUUAGAAGAAAGCUUCUAAGGCUGGGGACCUGGGGAAGUUUCCAGUGUUGCCUGCGGUUACGCUUGCUCAGCACCCUUAGGCCUGAGACCUGCUGGGGGAUGCGGCUCAGGGGUCUCCACAGCGCCCUCUAGGCACCGAGCAGGGUUUCAGUUUCUCCUUUGAACUCCUUCACUCCAGCAGCAUUGAUGUCCAUGUAACAAAAAAAUCCCACAGACAAUAAAACCUGUGUACAUACCUCCAUGUACAUAUUUAUAUAUACACAUGUGUUCCUAUUAUAAAUAUAUAAAGCAUGGCAUCUCUUUGGCAUUCCAUUUUUGUGUUUUUUUUUUUUUAAAUCCUUGGAAAUAUGACUUCGGG